Molecule: messenger RNA, 639 nt
Organism: Corylus avellana
Lineage: Eukaryota; Viridiplantae; Streptophyta; Magnoliopsida; Fagales; Betulaceae
Product: auxin-binding protein ABP20-like
Molecular function (GO): manganese ion binding
Source: RefSeq, a predicted model, not a curated record
AUGAGGAUGAUAUCUCCCAUUAUCUUCACCGUCUCUCUCCUGCUUUCCUCCGCCUGCCAUGCUGCAGUGCAGGAGUUCUGUGUGGCUGACCUCACAGCUCCUGAAAGCCCCGUAGGUUACUCUUGCAAGAAGCCAGAAACGUUGACGGUGAAUGAUUUUGUUUACUCCGGCCUAGGCGUUGCUGGAAAUACCUCAAAUCCUCUUAAAGCUGCAGUGACCUUGGCAACCGUUCCGGAGUUUCCUGCCCUGAACGGGCUUGGAAUCUCUUUGGCUCGUGUGGACGUGGCGGCUGGUGGAGGUGGGGCAAUCCACACACACCCUAGAGCUACAGAAAUUGUACAUGUUGUGAGUGGGGAAAUCACCGCUGGGUUUAUUUCUGGAGCUAAUAAAGUUUACUAUAAAACUCUGAACAAGGGUGACAUAAUCGUUAUCCCUCAAGGAUUACUUCACUUCCAAUUAAAUUCCGGACGAAUUCCAGCCAAAUUAUAUGUUAGCUUUAGUAGUGCAAGCCCAGGUCUCCAGAUUCUGGACAACGCUUUGUUUGCAAACAAUUUACCCACUGAGUUGGUAGCAGCAACAACUUUCUUGGACAUUGCUCAGAUUAAGAAGCUUAAAGGCGCUUUUGGGGGCAUUGGUUAA